This is a messenger RNA of Closterium sp. NIES-65, 1149 nucleotides long. The record is from the annotation of a GenBank genome assembly. NCBI's taxonomy places the organism in Eukaryota, Viridiplantae, Streptophyta, Zygnematophyceae, Desmidiales, Closteriaceae.
AUGCUGGUCCUCGCCAUCUUCAUCUUGUCGGCUGUUGCUGCCACUCCUGUCCCUCCCAUAACCAGCGCCGCCAGCAACAAAUAUGCUUUCGUCCCGGCGACCAACAGCCUUUUAUUCGGCAAUGGAUACUCGGUGACGUGGGGUGCCACGGGAAUUACCUCCGCUGUCGACUCCCAUGGCGCACCUCUCAAAGCCGUCAAAAACCCCGCCAACGGAUCCGUCACAGUUGAUGGCGCGUACACCACCUACCCUAACGGCACGCUCACCGGUCCCGGCAUUGUAAUCGUUAUCAGUGGGCCCACCGCGGGGUUCAGCAUGGGAAAGACGAUGUUCCUGAAGAGCGAAACGAUCGUGGACACUUCGAGAAAGCCAGUUGUGCCGAAUGCCAAUGCGGAUGGGUCGUACACUGCAGGGGACCUAAAAUGGUGGAGCAACGGCACCAUUGUUGGCCCCACUGGCGCAUCGAUCUAUCUCAGCGCACCGCUCACCCUCAACCCUGAUGACACCAUUGGUUUGGUUGAUCCCAGUAGCAACUACUCCUACAACCCGACCGCCAACAGCCUGACGUUCGGCAAUAGCUACACGGUGACGUGGAGUGAGACAGAAAAACUAACCUCCGCUGUCGACUCCACGGGCGGGAAAUUCAAAGGCACCAACAACCGUGAUGGAUCCUCCACUAUUGAUGGCGUGUACACCGCGUACGGCUACGGCACGCUCACUGGUUCGGGCAUCGUCGUCUUCAUUAGCGGACCCACUGCCGGGUUCACCAUGGGAAAGACGACGUUCCUGAAGAACGCUACGAUUGUGGACGCCUCGGGAACUCCAGUUGUGUCGACUGCCAAUGCGGACUGGUCGUACACUGCAGGGGACCUGACUGGGUGGAGCAACGGCACCAUUGUUGGCCCCACAGGUGCAUCGAUCUAUCUCGGCGCACCGCUCACCCUCAACUCUGAUGGCACCGUUACUUUUGCCAGCAACAGUGGCGGCAGUGGCAGUGCUCCUUCUGCUGCUCCGCCUGCUCCAAGUGGCAGUGCUCCUUCUGCUACUCCUUCUCCUCCCCCACCCAUGGCUGCAGGUUUGCUUGCUACACCAGCCACUACUCUCACCGCUGUCAUCACUCUGAUGCUUGGUUCAAUUCUAUUCGUGUAA